AUGGAUGAUGAAAAUCAGACUUUGGUGAUUGAGUUUUUUUUCAUGGGCUUAACCAAUCAUUUCCAGCACCAGGUUGUACUCUUUGUGAUAUUUCUCUUGGUUUAUCUUGUCACUUUUCUGGGAAACUUGGGGAUGAUCACCCUCAUUUGGAUAGACUCCCGACUCCACACCCCUAUGUACUUUUUUCUCAGCCACUUGUCCUUUGUGGACGUGUGCUCCUCUUCUAUCAUCAGUCCCAAGAUGUUGACUGACAUCUUUGCGGAGACAAAAGUAAUCUCUUUCUUUGGUUGUGCUGCCCAGUUAUGGUUUUUUUGUCAAUUUUUAGUGACUGAGUGUUUCCUCCUGGCUUCCAUGGCAUAUGAUCGAUACGUGGCUAUUUGUAAACCCUUGUUGUAUACACUCAUUAUGUCCCAGCAGGUCUGUGUGCAGCUGGUGAUAGGGCCAUAUACCAUGGGUCUUAUAAGUGCCAUGACCCAUACCACAUUGGCCUUUCGCCUACCUUAUUGUGGUCCAAAAAUCAUCAAUCACUUCUUCUGUGAUCUCCUCCCGAUUCUUUCUUUGGCAUGUGCAGACACGCAGGUCAAUAAAUUCUUGCUUUUCAUCUUGGCUGGAGCCCUAGGAGUACUCAGUGGCAUGAUUAUCUUGGUCUCCUACAUAUACAUCAUCAUCACUAUCCUGAAGAUCCGCUCUGCUGAUGGAAGGUUCAAAGCUUUCUCCACUUGCUCUUCUCACCUGACAGCUGUCUCCAUCCUGUAUGGGACACUCUUCUUUAUCUAUGUAUGUCCGAGUUCUGGCCUCUCCCUGGACAUCAAUAAAGUGGUGUCUGUGUUUUAUACAGCUAUGAUUCCCAUGUUAAAUCCACUUAUCUACAGCCUGAGAAACAAGGAAGUCAAGGAUUCAUUCAGAAGGACGUUUGAAAGGAAGAAAUUCCUGA
Molecule: messenger RNA, 934 nt
Organism: Pipistrellus nathusii (Nathusius's pipistrelle)
Lineage: Eukaryota; Metazoa; Chordata; Mammalia; Chiroptera; Vespertilionidae
Source: the annotation of a GenBank genome assembly